GACAAACAAUUGGGGUCAAAUCUGCGAGAGGCAUGAUCAUGGAUUUUACCGCAUGUAAAUCUGCAGGCCUGUUCUGUUUUUGCUUCUUCUUACAAGGUAAGAAAACAUGAUUAGGGUUUAUAAGGUGUAGAAGUAGUCCAUGACCUCGACCAUUGCGAGAAAUCACGGCAAAAUUGAUUCGUGAUCAAUAUGUGAACAUUUAAAAAGGGCCCUGCGUAGACAUGACUGCUUGAAAAGGACGGCUUGACCCAGAUUGCCUGUAAACUAGCUAUCAAAACAAAAUGAAAAAUAGUAAACGCUUUCCCAAGCCAAGAUGAUAAAUGUCUCAAUUAACAGUGGGUAACGUUCCGACGCUCACGGGCAUAACAAAAAACUGAAACUUUCACUAAUUAAUCAAAUUAUUUUUUGUCUCCUUCCUUUUUCCAAAUUUUCAAACUUUAAUAUUAAUUUCUAGAGUUAUAAAACAUGGGAACUCGCAUCACAACUUCUCGUAUGUACUGUCUCAUUCAUGGGUGUACAAAAAAAGUCUCGAAAUUCACAUUUAUUUUCGUAGUCUGUUUCGGGUGUACUUUAAAAUGUUCGCACAAAUUAUUUUUGUUUUACUCUCAGAGGGAAAGAUUAAAACCACAAAACCCCCAAAGGAGAUGUUAAUUUGUGUUUAUUAUUUCUCACAAAUAGCCACGAUGGCAGACAAUAGGUUUCCGGUGAUAUACAGUUUGUCCUUUGUCUUAAUAUCGCCUUAAAAAUAUACUAAUUGUUUCUUUUAGUCCAGAUUACCCUUUAUCUUACAUCUGCUUUCAGCUGUGUUCUCUCUAGAGUGCUACACAUGCACAAGCGACGAUUCCUUCCACUCCUGCAACAUUAAGCGAUCCAAUGAAACGUGCCAGACACGAGCUAAAUGCGGCAAGCUUUCAUUCGAUCUACCAGAAGGAAGCAGAUAUAGGAAAGGCUGUUUAUCUGUGAUAUACUGUGCUGAUCCUGAUAGAUAUUGCCAGAGUAUUAUUGGUGCGGAAAAUUGCCAUGUAUCCUGCUGCUCAAAAGAUGUUUGUAACUCAACGACCUCACGCGAUUUGAAUUCUGUUCUUCUGUUUUGGAGUCCCUUAAUUUCG
Messenger RNA from Porites lobata, 1109 nucleotides. NCBI's taxonomy places the organism in Eukaryota, Metazoa, Cnidaria, Anthozoa, Scleractinia, Poritidae. The record is from the annotation of a GenBank genome assembly.